Messenger RNA from Hibiscus syriacus, 1755 nucleotides. RefSeq names its product transcription factor bHLH48-like. Gene Ontology annotation, cellular component: nucleus. NCBI's taxonomy places the organism in Eukaryota, Viridiplantae, Streptophyta, Magnoliopsida, Malvales, Malvaceae. Gene Ontology annotation, molecular function: DNA-binding transcription factor activity; protein dimerization activity. The coding region runs from base 312 to 1397 and encodes 361 amino acids. The transcript has 7 exons. The record is from RefSeq and is a predicted model, not a curated record. Gene Ontology annotation, biological process: regulation of DNA-templated transcription.
AAAAAACAUUUUAAAAAAUUCGUUUCCCUGUUUAUUAUUAAACCAGACAAUCCGAGCAACGUUGCUUUCCUUAUACUUCAAAUGGCUGACAACUUAAUCUCUUUAUGACAAUUAACUCAGUUUUUGUUAGCUUGACCCGACCGCCAUUGAUGAAGCAUAACAAAGCUUAAACCUUUUUUUGUGAAGCUGUUGAGACUUAAAUUUGGCUUGGAUUAACCAAGUGGGUGCUUCUUAUUUUCAAGGAACUGAACUGGGUUUUUCUCAGAAUUUCGGACUUGGGUCGCUUUGUUGUUCUUGUUCUUCAUUUUGCCAUGGAGUUAAACGCAGGGACGGCGGGAACCGGAUCUCAUGAAACGGCGUCGGAGAGGAAGGAAGUGGCGGCACUCGAAUCGCUCCAAUUUACCGACGAAAUCCGCCGUUUGAUGUUGGCUCCUGCGACCGACAAUGCGAGUUCCUUCACGGCUCUGCUUGAACUUCCGGCUCCUCAAGCUGUUCAGCUUAUUCACUCUCCGGACUCGGUUAAGCUUACCGCUGUUCAUGCUCCGACUCCGAACGUUGAUGAUUUCAAAGGCAGCUUUCAUUUUCCUUUUGAUAGUGGAUUAAUCGAACGAGCGGCGAGGUUCUCCUUGUUUGCCGGAGAUGGUAACAUCAACGUCAAUAACAAGAGCAAUUCGCUUGAACCGACGUCGUACAAUUCAACCGCGAAUCUCCAGAAACCGGUGAAGAGUGAGCCGGCGGAGACCGAGUCAUAUCAAGCGUUAGUUUCUGAUCCAACGGUGGAGAACCGGAGUAUCAAGAGAAAAGACCGAGAGAAGGUGAAAGGGUCGACAAAGAAAAACAAAACUGCGGCGAAGGACAGCUCCGACGAUGCUGAGAAGCUGCCGUAUGUUCACGUUAGAGCUCGCCGGGGACAAGCCACAGAUAGCCAUAGCUUAGCUGAGAGAGCUAGGAGAGAGAAGAUUAAUGCACGUAUGAAGCUCCUACAGGAGUUGGUACCAGGAUGCAGUAAGAUUUCAGGCACAGCGUUAGUGCUGGAUGAAAUCAUCAAUCAUGUGCAGUCCCUACAGCGUCAAGUGGAGUUCUUAUCAAUGAGACUCGCCGCAGUUAACCCUAGAAUUGAUGUCAACCUCGAUAGUAUAUUCACAGCAGAUAGUGGAUCUUUAAUGAACAGUAACUUCUCCGGGAUGGUCAUGCCUAUGAUGUGGCCCGAGGUUCAACUCAACGGAAACAGACAACAAUAUCCGCAGCAAUCGCAGUUUGGUGCAUUUCAACAGCCUGUUUGGGGGAGAGAAGAAGUCUGCAAUAAUUACAUGACUCCAGAGAACUCGCUUUUAAGCUAUGACUCCUCGGGAAAUUCAGCAUCGUUGCACUCGAAUCAAUUGAAAAUGGAGCUAUGAAGUCCAAAAGAAGAUAGCAAACUGUUAGAUUUAUGAAAAAAAUAUUAUUCUAGUGAUGACUACUACUUGUACAUGUAUAUAUUAUAUCGAAUAUUAGAAAUUAGUAGAAGGUAGAGAGGUCUCUCCAUAUAUCUUCUGGUUUUUAUGUGGUUUAUUUAGCCGAGUCAGAUGGAAACAUCCGAUUUCGCAGGACCGGAGACGAGAAACGUCUGUAUGCUGUUAUUAAAUAUAUAUAUUAUACUAACUUCGAGUCAUUCAAUCGAAUGCUUGGUUUGAGGUUGAUUGAUUCAUAUUGUAAAAUCAUAGAACGAACUAUGAUGAUUCAAACUAUUAUGGAAAUCUGCCUUCUUUUGUUCUA